Plasmodium gonderi is the source of this 636-nucleotide messenger RNA. RefSeq names its product phosducin-like protein. Lineage: Eukaryota; Apicomplexa; Aconoidasida; Haemosporida; Plasmodiidae. The transcript has 8 exons. Bases 1 to 636 code for a protein of 211 amino acids. Gene Ontology annotation, cellular component: cytoplasm. The record is from RefSeq and is a predicted model, not a curated record.
AUGAUUCCGAAAAACAAAUUGACUGAUAUAUGCACGGCCAUUACACUGGAAAAAGCGAAAGAGAACUUAUCGAAAGAGUUCAAAUUGGAAAAUGAAAAAAAUCAAAAAAAUGAGCAGAGUAAACAGUGGCUCGAUGGAGAAAAGGUAGAAGAUAAUUCACCACGAGCAGAUGAAAACAGCGACGAGGAGGAAAUCCGAAAAUGGAGGGAAAAAAGACUGACACAACUUAAAAAGAAGCAGGAAUUAAAGAAAGACGGUGUUUAUAUCGAAAUAAGUGAGAAAGAUUUUAUUCCAACGGUUCUAAAAAACAGCAAUGUGGUAUGCCACUUUUAUGAUAACACAUUCAAGCGAUGCAACAUUUUACAUGCCCAUUUGAUUAAAUUGGCUAAUAUACAUUUGGCUACUAAAUUUAUUAAAGUAGAAGCUAAGAAUUGCUUAUUUUUUAUGAACAAGUUGAAUUUAAGAAUUUUACCAAGCUUAUGUUUAUUUAUCGAUGGAGUCCUCAUUAAAACCUGUGUUGGAUUUGAAGACUUUGGAAAUAAUGACGCCUUUAAAACGAAGGACUUGGAAAAAUUCUUAUAUAAGAAGAAGCUUAUUAGCAACAUGGAAUACAGUGACAGCGAUGAAGAAGCUUAA